Messenger RNA from Geodia barretti, 1709 nucleotides. The record is from the annotation of a GenBank genome assembly. NCBI's taxonomy places the organism in Eukaryota, Metazoa, Porifera, Demospongiae, Tetractinellida, Geodiidae.
CUACGCAUGCGCGACAGCACACGUACACGUGCUGUGAGCUUGAGGAUGGCGGAGCGAGGAGAGUCCUCUGACGAGGAGCCGACCAUCGCCGAGGACGUGGUCGUCACAAAAUACAAGAUGGCCGGAGACAUGGCCAACCGAGUGCUGAAGUCAGUGUUGGAGGCAGCAGUAGAAGGUGCUAGUGUCCUCAAUCUAUGUGAGAUGGGAGAUAGUCUCAUUCUGGAGGAGACUGGGAAGGUCUACAAGAAAGAGAAAGAUAUGAAGAAAGGUAUAGCGUUCCCCACCUGUGUGUCUAUCAACAACUGCGUGUGUCACUUCAGCCCCCUCAAGUCUGACCCUCCAGUCUGCCUCACUGCCGGAGACCUCUUCAAGAUAGAGAUGGGGGUACAUGUGGACGGCUUCAUUGCAGUGGUUGGACACACUGCUGUUGUAGGAGCCACAAAGGAGUCUCCCGUGACUGACAGGAAGGCAGAUGUGAUAAAGGCGGCCUACCUGGCCUCUGAGAUUGCCCAUCGGAUGGUCGUGCCUGGAGGAGAGGUUAUCUUAUGGACUAUUUUGUAAAAAAAGAUAGAGAAGAGGAGAACCACAGGAAGAGAAAACAAAGACAAAGAAGAAGAAGAAGAGAAGAACUGGAGAGGUGCUUGAGGGAUGGUGAGAUGGAGAGGGCGAGGGUAAUUGCAAAACAAAUGCAAGAUUGGGAGUUGGUGGGUCUUGAAGAAGCCCUGAGAACGAUGCAAAUCACAGGUGCUACUCCAACUCCCAACCCCCCCUCUCCAUCCCCUCCCCCCAAAGAGGGAGAAUCAUCUAGUGGGUAUGGUGUGUGUGUGUGGCAUUUACUUCAACCCAAAUGAUAAUUGGCGAGCGGGAGCGAGCCAACCUAGUCGUCGCAACGGGCCGAUUUCUCUAUUUAUUUAUUUAUUUAUAUACGACCGACCGUGGUACGUCGUGUAAGUGCGCAUGCGCGACUUCAUUUCACAACUAACUGUGGCAACCAUGGAUCGUCAGUCUACAGAGGAUGCCCUUCGUCGUCGAAGAGAGAGGGAAAGACAACGUCGUGCCCGUGAGACUCCUGAGCAGAGAGAGGCUCGGCUUUCUCAACAAACAGAACGUCGCGCCCGUGAGACUCCUGAGCAGAGAGAGGCUCGGCUUUCUCAACGCCGACUGCGUGAGACUCCGGAGCAGAGAGAGGCUCGGCUUUCUCAACGCCGACUGCGUGAUAGGGAACGGCCAAGGGAACGCCUCGCCGCCGAAACAGCGGAAGAAAGGGAAGCACGACUAGCGAGACGUCGUGUACAAGAUAGAGCUAUAUAGACGCGCUGCAGAAUCAGGGGAAACGGAACAGGCCAGGCUCACUCAGCUCCGAAACUACCAGGCAAGACGAAUUGCUGCCGAGUUCAGCGGGGAGAGAGAGGCCCGCCUGCAACAGGUACUUACGACGCAGGAAUCAAGAACAGAGAAUUGCUGCUGAGGCCAGCGGGGAGAGAGAGGCCCGCCUACAGCUGGUACGACUUAACAAACAACAACGGAUUGCCUCAGAGACUCCACAAGAGACUGAAGUUAAGACGUCAGCGUGACCGUCAAAGUCACAUGCAGCAGGCAAGUAUACUGCCACUUCAACCUCAACUUCACCAGCCAAUUCGUCCAAUCAAACUUUGAACUACUUUCAACACCUGUAUACACAUUUCUUGGUUGGAUCGCUCCCGCUCGCC